AGUGGAGUCUCAUCAGAUUCUCCUACAACAAAUAAUGACACUGAAUAGAAGCAGCUCUGACAGCAGUGAGGAAAAAUUUGAGUACAUCAAGAUGAAAAUCAGGACCAUUGACUCUCCAGAGAAAUCCAUCAAUCUGUUUCAUUGUCUGAAUGAACUGGGUGAUAAUUCACUAGUGGAGGAAAUACAACAGUAUCUGAAAUCUGGAACAAUAAAGGAAACCAAACUUUCUUCAUCUCAGUGGUCAGCUCUAGUUUUUGUGCUGUUGACAUCAGAGGAAAAGCUGGACGGGUUUGAUAUUAAUGACUUUGUUUGUGGAAACAAUAAAGCGAUCAAACUGAAAGUUCUUCAGAAGCUGCUGCCUGUGAUUAAAGAAUCCAGAUCAGUUCAGUUGAGAUAUUGUGGCGUAACGGAUGAAGGUUGUGCUGCUCUGGCUUCAGCUCUGAGAUCAAACCCCUCACACCUGAGACAGCUGGAUCUUUCUGGGAAUAAAAUAGGAAAUUCUGUGAAUCUGCUCUCUGAUGUACUACAAAAACCUCACUGUAAACUGAAGAUGCUAUGGUUGAGGGAUUGUGGUGUCACAGAUGGAGGUUGUGCUGCUCUGGCUUCAGCUCUGAGAUCAAACCCCUCACACCUGAGACAACUGAGUCUGUCUGAGAAUAAAAUAGGAGAUUUGGGUGUGAAGCUUCUCUGUGCUGUACUGGAGGAUCCUCACUGUAAACUGGAGAUACUGUGGUUGAGUUAUUGUGGCGUCACAGAUGAAGGUUGUGCUGCUCUGGCUUCAGCUCUGAGAUCAAACCCCUCACACCUGAGAUAUCUGAGUCUGAUUGGGAAUAAACUAGGAGAAUCAGGAGUGAAGUUACUUUCUGAUCUGAAAGAUGAUCCACAUUAUAAACUGGAGACAUUUGGCUAUUGACUCUCAGUAAUUAGACGUCAGUCCAGUUUCCUCAGGAUCAGCUGAUGGUGAAUAAGGAGCCGCUACAGAGACGUCACAGUCACACAAUCAACAGAGACUGAAGACACAGAGACAUGCAGUAUCACACUGUCAUGUGUGUCGUCUUUCACUGUGUUGUUUUAUAGGUAAUGGCCCAUGAAAUUAAGUGCAGAAUAAUUUUAGAUAUUGUCUACAAUGUAGAUCAAGGGUGUCAAACACACAGCCCAUGGGUGAUUUGAACAAUAAAAUUAAAUAAUAAUUAACACAAAAUAAAGUAAGUGUAUUUGUCUUAUGAAUUGCUCCAAGACUUGGGUUGAAGAUCCAAAUGCAGGUUUAAUAAGGGUAAUCCACAAUUGUAAUCAAAAUGCCAGGCAAAUAAUCCAAACAACAGAGUCCAAAAGACAUAGGCAUGGCAUACACAUAUUUAAACAGAGUUAGCAAGAGAAAUGGCAGUUGUGAAAAUUUGCUACUAAAAUUUCCUCCCAUUCUAAUCACCAUUUGGACAUAGAGUAAAUAAGAGAUAUAUUGUGCAAUAGGGACAGCUUUGAUUCUAAAGUGAGAAUGAGAUUAAUUUAGCAAUUUAAUCUUCAUUAACCUUGAAUGUAAACUUUUUUUUUUUUUUUUUUUAAUAGAAGUUUUUACAUGCUUUAGUUU
Labeo rohita (rohu) is the source of this 1585-nucleotide messenger RNA. Its product is annotated as ribonuclease inhibitor-like. The record is from RefSeq and is a predicted model, not a curated record. Lineage: Eukaryota; Metazoa; Chordata; Actinopteri; Cypriniformes; Cyprinidae. The coding region runs from base 35 to 913 and encodes 292 amino acids. Gene Ontology annotation, molecular function: protein binding. The transcript is spliced from 5 exons.